Molecule: messenger RNA, 702 nt
Organism: Porites evermanni
Lineage: Eukaryota; Metazoa; Cnidaria; Anthozoa; Scleractinia; Poritidae
Source: the annotation of a GenBank genome assembly
AUGAUGCGAAAAAUGGCUGGUUCAAGAUUGCCUGCGUCUCCUCCACCUCCCGAUCUGUCGAAUUUAACCGAGGAGGAGAAGCAGAUUAUACAGUGUGUCUUGCAAAGACAGAAACAAAUGGAAGAAGAAACCAUUGAAUUGCAAAGGUAGGUACUCCACUUCGGCGUGUGUUUAUAACGCCAUGUUGGCGUUAGGCCGUGUAUAGCAGUCUUUGCUUUUUGUAUUGCCUUUGUUGCUGUAUUUUCAUCACUUGCGAUUAUUAGACGUUUGAAAAGAAUUAUCCUUGCAGAUUGUAUCGAGCUUGUUCCUGUUUGGUUUAUUUUUACGCUCCACUGGAAAUUAAACAAUUUUAUGUCUUCGUAUGUUUUAUUCAAUUCCAGAAAUCUUGAGAAAGAAGUCGAGAGCUAUCAAAAUAAAGUUGAGCGAAAAACCGGACAGUCGGUUACUAAAAGUGAGGAAAAUGUCUGCGAAAUUUGCCACAAGACAAAAUUUACGGACGGAUCGGGCAAGGAGUGUAAAUAUUGCAAACUCAAAGUUUGCGCGCGAUGUGGUGUGCAAGUGACUAUACCAGGCUCUAAACAGGUGAAUUUUGCGAAUUCUUUGAACGUUUUAAACAUUGUAAAGAUACUUUUGUUGUUCUUAUCCGUGAUUCAUGUUUUCUUAUUUUCAAAGAUUUUUGGGGGCCCCAAAUACUCAUAUUUU